AUUCGAAGGUUGCGUAGCCUACAUACAACCAACUGUUUAUCGGCCUAUUUGUGAUGGCAGAGAGCUCGUCUUGGAGUUUUGAUGAAGCUGAUUUGUCUGCAUGUUUCGAUGACACGAUGAACGGCAUCGGCGUAGGCGUACGAUCUAUGUUUAAUAUGCGUGACGCUCUAUCAGCUUUACCACUCUGUAAUGAUGAAAGUAAGCUUUCUGAUGAUUCAAACCAUGAAGGUUUAUCAAAUUUCUCUAUGUUGUCUAGUAAUUCGGCGCAGACUGUGUAAGUUUUAGUUCUCAUAUUAUUCGUUUUAUUCCUAUCAUGUCAUUUGGUAUAAUUUAUUUCUAAGACAUUUUCGGUAUCAUUUUAAAUAAUAAAUAUCUACGUUCCUAACAAGUCUGUACAUAGAAUUAAUAAGCAUAAGCAUUCCAAAAAGGUAUCUAGGUGAUGAUAAGUUGCAGUGAGUCUAUGGUAUUUAGUUAGCCUCUGGUAGUGACGACGAAGUCUUUUGAUUAGCAUAUUGGUACUUUGAAAUUACAAGGAAGGGUUUUGGUAUUCAGUCCUCUUAUUUUAGUAUUUUUUGGCAUGUAUAUACACUUGUUAUUACAAAUAAAAGUCAUCAGUCACCAAAUUAAGGUGAAGCACCCAUUAGCAACGGAUAAAAUCAAUAAUAUUUCUCCAUAGUUUACCAACUCAAUCAAAAAUUUCAUCGUUCACUAUUCGUAUGCGAAAGAAUGCAACAUGACAAUACGUGACCUAUCUACUUGAUAUUAUCAGUUUAACAUAUCGAAAGUUUAAGAAUUCAUGGGCCAAAAAGAUAUCAAGUUUAAAUCUAAUAGUUCAGUAGUAGAAUAAUAGGUAAAUAUGACAACUUUCUAUUUAAGAGUCCAUCAAAGUUUAAUAAAAAUCCUGACUAGUAUUUGAAAACUGAGUCAAAUAAUUUAAGAGAGCCGUGGUGUGAUUUUUUCAUAAUCUAAAAGGUUGAUUUACUUCCGUUUUUCUUAUUUCGUUGGAUCAAAUUCAUAUCUUCAAAGUAAUCAAUGCAUAUUUUAUUUCAUUGCCUUGCUUUUUGAAUGUGUUUUGUUCUUUAAGGUGGACGGUUUAAUCGUGAAGCUUUCAUUGUCUUUCUCGAUGACAUCAUCAGAGUUGUUUAUUUAUUUAUUUAUUUCAACACAUAGAUAUUGGUACAAAGAGGUACCAAAUAUAUAUGAGCCACACAAAUCUCAUUCGAUAUGUGUGAGGGCUGUGAUACUGCCCGGGUGCCCAAACCGAAGCAGAUGGUUUUCUUAGGGGGCCACAACCCGAGCCUUCGACCUGAAGGUCUGAUCCACAAGGCAGUGGAGCAUCGUAAGGAGAUGCAGUCCCAUGGAAGCCGGUGACCAACAAUUGGUUCAUUCGCCAUUUGUUCCCCCAGGAUACUGGAGCCCAUAUGCACCAUUGGUUUGGAAUCCGGUUAAAGCGCCGGACAUUCGCUUUUUGUCCUCUCAUUUUCGUAAACAACACUCCCGCCACGAGAAGGCAGUGAGUAGGACUUCCCUGGCAGAGGCUAUAUACGCGUGGCCGUGUGAGAGUAUUUCGAGAGGGAGAGCGGACUCUCCUCACUCUCGGCCGUACCAGGGCAUUUGGGGGCAUCAGAGUUGAGAAGAGUUUUUAAAAAAAAACGCUAAAAGCGUCACAAUUAAACCACCCAACUAAGAGGACGAAACACCUUCAAAAUCCUCACCUUGAGCUACAAAUUCUGUUCACAAUUGCUUCGCAUACAUGGUAUGUAUGUGUAAUAUAAUUAGACUAAGCAAAACGAAGUAUAACGUAGCAGAUUACUGAAUUAUUCUGAGUUGCCAAAAUUCUUAUCAAUAGAGUAGAAUAAAACUAGUAAAAAUUUCAAACCAAGGUGAGGAAAAGUUAACCAAGUAUUCUAUGUUUCAAGUGAAUAUUCAAUAUCCUCUUAUGUAACUUUCUACAACUUCUGAUCUGAACCAUGUUAUUAGAUGCAGACUACUUGGUUGGGGUCCGCACGAUUAUCGUAAUCAGCAGUUGAAGACUGUGAGUGACAUGACUCAGAAUCGAUUACAAUGGUAUAGGUGUAUACACUCUUUGUCUUCCCUUAAACCGUGAGAUUAAAAUUACUUUAUACUUUUCUUCGAACUAAUUCUUUCUCCCUGUAUUAUAUCUCUAUACUUAAUGUUUAUUUUUGAAUAUUACUACGAUUGAAGUAAUUGCAUCUAUGAAUUUGGUGUUCAUCUCGUUAUGCUAAUGGACCGAUGCAUACAUGUGCUUGGUCCUACGUUGUAGCUGACUGACUAUGAAACCCUCAAUUUGUUUGAUAUUGUGUGGCCGUCCUAAAAGUGCUCCUUUUUCUGUUUCGUUUGUUCAUUACUAAGUACUAACAAUUCAUGUUAUAACCGAAUGACUUUUAGACUGUUUUAGUUUUCAUUUUAUUCGAUUUUUGACUUAGUUAUGCUAUCGAAAUUAACCUUAAUUUGCAUAGCGAGUUUAAAUGUGCAAUUAGUUUUUGAAGUUUGCCUGUUUAAUAAUAUGUUUCUUUAAUAUUUCCGCUUAGUGACAAUACUUUUAUUUCAAUGGCUGAUACAAACUCUCAUUUGUUUGAUAACAUUUUGAAAGCUCCAACGUCAUCGGCUACACGAUUAGGUGAAGCGUCUUUAACUUACUUAAAUCAAGGACAAACGUAUGAGCUUAAAUUGAACUUGAAAACACCAGAGAUAAAAUUUAUCAAGACAUGGAUUCGAGUUACUUUCUAUGAUAAACGGAUGGAAUUAAAUGAACACGAGCUUUGGGAUAACUGGCAUCAAACACACCCUGGUGAAAACCUCCUAGACGUAGAUUAUAAAAGAUCGAAUGAUUAUGAAGAAUUAGAUAAUGAAAAUACUCCAUCAGAUGAUAUAUCAUGUAUAUGGAAAUAUCCGAAAUGUACUAUUGGUUUACGAUUUAAUUGUGUCAGUACUGAAUUCACUGCUAAGAAACAUGGUGGUGAAAAAGGAAUUCCUUUUCGAUUUCGGGUAGAACAUUUUGAAUAUGAUACUAAUCAACAUUUGGGAUCAUUCGCUUGUCAAAUUAAAGUAUUCAAAAUGAAGGGAGCUGAUCGUAAGCAUAAAACAGAUCGAGAAAAAAUAGAGCGUAAAUCUGGUGAUGGUCAAGCUAUUUAUAAACCAUCAGUUCCUGUGACUAAAUUAUCAUAUUUACCUAGCAAACAAGUUAAAUUAUUUCAUAAUCACCAUCAUAACCAUGGUUAUUAUCAAUCGAUAACAGAAAAGCAGUCGGCGAUCGACGAUACUUUCACAGAGCAAUCGAUAAAAGUGACAAAUACACAAAUUCUUACCACUUCCGCUACAAUAGCCACGUCUGUUUGCAAUAAUUCAUGCCAACAAUUUAAAGUAGACAUGAGUAGUUUGGAUUUACAGAAUUUGGCACGAGUGGAGAAAGCGGUGAUGAAGGAUAAUUUUACACUAGAGGAUUUAAAUGAUACAAGUAACAACUUUGCAAUACCUAACCCAAUCGAAUCACCUAGUGCUUCCAAUCAAUCAUUUUCGGAAUUUGUUAUACCUACUUACCCAAUUAAUCGUUCGGCAUAUUCAGCGUUAAGAAAUGUAUCUCCGGGUAUAUCACCUUCUCCAUCUUCUAAUAGGCGUUUUAAUUAUACUAUACAGCCAUGUCUUCAACGACGUAGACGUCUUCGAGCAGGAGACUGUUGUUCAGGGACUUGUUCAUCAUGUGGACGCAGUUGUCGAAGUGCUUCCCGAUGGAUACGAAGUAAUAAAAAUAGAAUGAUGUGCACAAACUGGGACAAUUCAACAAAUCGUGCCAAACAAGCCUCAGUGAUUUCAGAAAGAAGGAGAGCUGCACAUAGUUAUGAAAACGGUUCCCAUUUGACUGAAUUCCCAAAGUCCAAAUCGAUUCAAAUGAAUAUUCCUUCGCAUCAGUCAAAUUCCAUAAAUAGUAACCAUCAUUCAGGAGUAUAUGAAUUGAGCACAUCAGGCGAAUCGUCUAGUCUAGGGAAUAAUGAUAAACUAAAUAAAUAUACUAUAUUAGAUAAAUAUGAUGAUCAAAAAUCCAAACCAUCAUCUAUCAUCCUACCUGAUUAUCCUCUUAAUUCAGUAGUAAUAGCACAAUCGGAUGAGGAUCCUUUAUUAAGCAUGUCCAGUGCAACUCCAGCAAGUCGUGAUAUGGGUUAUUGUAGUGAUCUGUUAGUAUCGUCACCUUCCAGACCUAAUGUCGAAGACAGAGUCAUAGAACAAAUUGAAUAUUGUACAGAGAACAAUAGUAAUAAUAAUAAUGUUCACCAUAAUAAUGAUGACGAUUAUGCAGAUUUGUUGAAAUUUGAAGAUUUAUGUAUGGAUAAAUUAAACUCUGUAGUUCAUCAAGCUACAUCAUGUGAUUCAAUAGUUUCUUUGUCGAAUAAACCGGAAAUUGAAAUUCCUUCUUUAUCAUCAUCAUCAUUGUCGUCAACAUCAUCAUCAAUAUCCGUCUGUCCAUCGUCUAUAAAUACUUCUGUUGCUACUGUUAAACCCACUACUAUUACUACCUCAAAUAUAUCAUCUGUAAUACAUUGUGAAAUGACGGCAUCACAGGUUGCAGAUUGGCUUUGUCAAUCAAAUUUUGAAAAUCUUCUUGAAACGUUUAAGAAUUUCACAGGUUGUGAUAUACUUCGUCUAGCUAAAGAAGAUUUAUUGUCUAUUUGUGGAUCAUUAGAAGGUUUACGAUUGUAUAACUCACUUUAUAACAAACCUACAGUGCCAAGAUGUACACUAUACGUAUGCUUGAAAGGAGAAACAAUUUAUCAUGCAAUUAUGCUCUAUGAAAUGAAAGUUCAUGAAUUACGUAGUCGAAUGGCUUUUAUAUUAUCUUGUCGUCAAGAAUGCAUCAAAAUUAUAUGCCUUGUCACAGAAAAUGAUAUUCCUGUCCUAUUAACUGAUGAGCUCAUUGUUCAAUUGAAAGAUAAAAGUACCCAUCAAAUUACAUUGAAUAAAAUUUGUUGCAAUAAAAUUAAUUUAUAUUUAAAACCUACACAAUAAUAAAAUGACAAAAAGAAACAACUUUUUUUAAUUAUUAUUAUGAUUGAAUUGUACAAAUUUGUUUGUUUGUUUUAUCUUGAAUAUGUCAACCAUCUUCUUGUUUUGUGAUUUCAUUUUCUCUUUUGUUUAAAAGAUUAUGCAUUUGUUAUUUCAUAUGCAUCUAUUAUAUAUAGACUUCAUGAAUUGAAUAUAUAUAUGAUGAACUGUUCAUUUUCAUGUUUGUUUUCGAUUAUUUUUUUAGAAAUGGGGAAACAAAUCUAUUUUAUUG
Schistosoma margrebowiei is the source of this 5290-nucleotide messenger RNA. The record is from the annotation of a GenBank genome assembly. NCBI's taxonomy places the organism in Eukaryota, Metazoa, Platyhelminthes, Trematoda, Strigeidida, Schistosomatidae.